Molecule: messenger RNA, 636 nt
Organism: Nicrophorus vespilloides
Lineage: Eukaryota; Metazoa; Arthropoda; Insecta; Coleoptera; Silphidae
Exons: 4
Coding region: 1-558 (185 amino acids)
Source: RefSeq, a predicted model, not a curated record
AUGCAUCACACCAACUUACUUCUAUUCAUCUUAACCACUCUUGCUACAUCCGAAACAAUACAGAAGAGACAGCUGUUCCGAGAGCAGCUUCUCCCUCAUAUGGGUGGAAAAGUUCCAGAAUCUGCGUUCUGGACCGACAGAUUGGCUUUGAACCAAUUGAACGCUAGAGGAAUAUACAGUUCCACUGGUAUCUAUCUUGAGCACAGCCAUGAUAAGCCAAAUCCAGAAAACGGGCAUCCUGGAACGCAAUUCAUGCAGGUGAGGGUGCCGGAUGAGAGUCGCUAUGUUGGAUCUGCGGGAAGACAUUUCUACGAAUCAAUACCGUCCUUGGAUACUACUUAUGUUAUUAGAGAUCCAGUUCGGAUGGUUAUCAAACCCCAUACUUUCAGGCAGUCCCUUUACAUACCGUAUACUUCGCUGAAACUGUCCAGGUAUUAUAACCAGAGGAAGGCGCAGAAGAACAGGGAGGCGCCGUGGAACGAUUUGGACGAUUUCUCAUCACAGGCAAAAAGGGAGUACGAGCCCUAUCUGAAAAAGCUCCACGAGGUGGAUAAGUGAUGGCGGAAGGAGGUGGACGAACAGGACGAAAAGGAAUACACACAUAUGAAAGCAUGAAUUAAUCAAAACGAAGCAGAG